CAUGUGAACUUUUUAUAGCUGGUUACCAAUGAAUAAUACUGCUAUGAAAUAAUUUCUCAUUCAUUUUGAAAUUUAGCUAAAAGUAGAAUGACUUGAAUAAAUGUUCUUCCAGUCCAUACCUUCUCCUCACAUAUCAAAAAACUUCAUGGCAUUAGUAUUUGUAAUAUUCUAAAGAAUGUAUGAUUCAUUUCUUCAAAUAGGUGUAGUCUGUCUUUUGGAAGAAUACCAUGAUACUUCAUAAUGGCAUUUGCACCCCCCAAAAACACAGAAGCACCCAAAAUGCAGACGAAGAUGAGCACCUGGACACCUCUAAAUCACCAACUUUUGAAUGACCAGGUUUUUGAAGAAAGACAAGCUCUGCUGGGAAAAUGGUUUGAUAAAUGGACAGACUCUCAAAGGAGAAGAAUCCUGGCCAGCUUGCUGGAGCGCUGUUCCCUGUCCCAGCAGAAGUUCUGCUGCCGGAAGCUGCAGGAAAAAAUUCCAGCCGAAGCCGUGGAUUUCACUACCAUACUCCCACGCGUGUUAUCCAUCUACAUCUUUUCCUUUCUGGACCCCCGGAGCCUUUGUCGUUGUGCCCAGGUGAGCUGGCACUGGAAGAACUUAGCUGAGCUGGACCAGCUGUGGAUGCUCAAAUGCUUGCGGUUUAACUGGUGCAUCGGUUUCUCCCCGACUCCCUUUGAGCAAGGGGUGUGGAAGAAGCAUUAUAUUCACAUGGUGAGAGUACUUCAUGUCACCAAGCCCAAGACUCCUCCGAAAGAUGGAUGGAGCAUUGCUGACGUGCAGCCCGGGACGAGUAACUCUUCAGAAGGAAAGCACUCUCCCUCAUCAGCCUUCCGAUCGGCCUCCUCUUCAAACAAGAAGACGAACCCAGGAGAGAAGGCGCUCCCACCUUGGCGAUCCUCCGACAAACAUCCCACUGAUAUCAUUCGUUUUAAUUAUCUAGACAAUUGUGAUCCUGAGCUUGGCUGGCAAAGGCAAGAGGCCCCAAAUCCUACUAACUUCUUCGUUUAUCAGAAUCAGUUAGCAGAAAGAGGAAGGAAAAGAAAUGCAGUGACCCCAGACUUCAGCCGACGUUCUCAGAAAAACCAGCUGCAGGACAGAGCUAGACUAAGAAAAGCACAGUCACUGAUGUCCCUAAGUGCUGGCCGCCCUCUGAAAGUUCCAGCUCAUCUUGCCUGGCUUCCGCCUUCAUCCCUGGGACCCCCAGCCCCUGAAGCAGCCCGUGACAUUCCUGGGCAGCACCUACAAAGACCUGCUGGGCUGCAGUCCCACCCCAUCCUGGCCCCCGAGUAAGAGGAUGGAAGACACAGCAAGGAGCUAGGGGGUGUGAGACUCAGGAAGGACUCGGGGAAGGACAAGCUGAGGCACGGGGCACGCUUGGGUCCCGCCUGGCUCCUCCAUCGGAAACUCUCUUGGCUUCAUACUUGGUUGUGCAAGUGAGUCUGACAGUAUUUCAGGGGAAAAGGAGUUCAUGGAGUCAGUGUUGGCAUUGUACUGUCUUCGAAAUGGCAUCUUAGAGAGCUAGGCACCGUGGGGUUAAAGAAGGGACAUCUGAUGGUACCUCUGGUUGUUCUAGCUGCUGAGGAACAUCCCAGAAGGAAGUGAUGAUGCAGCCCAAGUCUCUGCGCACAUUCAAAGCGGGUAUCUAUCAUGGCGUCAUUGUUUGCUAGGGCUGUUCCACGACGGGGUGGCUUCAACAAUACAAGUUCAUCUUUCCACAAUUCUAGAAGCUGGAAAUCUAAAACCGAGUCAUCAGUAGGGCUAGUUUUUUUUUUUAAUCUUUCUUUAAAUUGUUAUUAUUAAGUAGUUGUACAAAGGGGUUACGAUUCCCCAAGUCAGGUUAUGAGGACUAUGCUUCUUGGUCAUUGUUGUGCCGUCCUUCAUUCUUCCCCCUUUCCGCCUCCCAUACCUAUCCUCAAGUUACGCGGCUCAUUUUUACAUUCCCUAAAGCACGUUUCUUCUUCCUGGUAUUCAUUUUGAUAGUAGAUUUGUUGUUCAGAAGAGUUACGCCUUUGGAUCCCUCCCCUAU
Messenger RNA from Perognathus longimembris pacificus (Pacific pocket mouse), 2029 nucleotides. RefSeq names its product F-box protein 16 (gene Fbxo16). Bases 241 to 1293 code for a protein of 350 amino acids. The record is from RefSeq and is a predicted model, not a curated record. The transcript has 7 exons. NCBI's taxonomy places the organism in Eukaryota, Metazoa, Chordata, Mammalia, Rodentia, Heteromyidae. Gene Ontology annotation, molecular function: protein binding.